Messenger RNA from Thunnus maccoyii (southern bluefin tuna), 3442 nucleotides. It is a transcript of the gene tbxas1, whose product is annotated as thromboxane A synthase 1 (platelet). The record is from RefSeq and is a predicted model, not a curated record. NCBI's taxonomy places the organism in Eukaryota, Metazoa, Chordata, Actinopteri, Scombriformes, Scombridae. Bases 304 to 1968 code for a protein of 554 amino acids. Gene Ontology annotation, molecular function: steroid hydroxylase activity; oxidoreductase activity, acting on paired donors, with incorporation or reduction of molecular oxygen; iron ion binding. The transcript is spliced from 14 exons.
UGUCAUGUGUCCUUGUUACUGUGCUUUGUUUUAUUUGUUUUUUCCUACUUUCUUUCUUUUUUUUCUUCCUCUUUCAAUAUUUGAUUCCACUGUGAAUGGGGUAAAGUCGUGCUGGGUGCAGUACUCUCUGUACACGCCGGUACAGUAGGGGGCAGUAUGUAGCUAAGCUCUCUCUGGGAUGCGACCAGAUGACAGGACGAAGAAGAUUUCAUAACAUUUAUGCAACGAGAGAAGAGAAAGCUAUGAGGUGCAGUGACCCAGUGCAGGUGGUAGAAAACUAAGAGCUGUUUUUUUUGUAACAUCAUGGAGGCUUUAGUUGACUUCCUAAAUGUAUUCCACAUAGAGGCCAGAGGACUUCCCGUCACACUCAGCCUCUUCCUCGUCUUUCUGGGUCUUCUCUAUUGGUAUUCAAUCUAUCCUUUUUCAGUCCUCUCUCGAUGUGGCAUCAAACAUCCAAAGCCAAUGCCGUUCCUCGGCAACAUAUUUAUGUUUCGGCAGGGAUUUUUCAACCCUAUCAAUGAUCUCAUAAAGACACAUGGCAGAGUUUGUGGGUAUUAUUUGGGCCGGAGACCAGUGGUAGUGGUGGCCGACCCUGACAUGCUCAGACAAGUGAUGGUCAGAGACUUCAGCAGCUUCCCAAACAGAAUGACUGUUCGCUUUGCAACCAAACCCAUGACUGACUGUCUGCUCAUGUUGAGGAAUGAAAGGUGGAAGAGAGUCAGGAGUAUCCUUACCCCUUCCUUCAGUGCUGCCAAGAUGAAGGAGAUGGUUCCACUCAUCAAUACAGCCACCGGUGCCCUGAUGGACAACUUGAACACCUAUGCCGAGUCAGGAGAGGCCUUUGACAUCCACAAGUGUUUCGGCUGCUUCACUAUGGAUGUUAUCGCCAGUGUGGCAUUUGCAACUCAGGUGGACUCUCAGAACAAUCCAGAUGACCCUUUUGUCCACCACGCUCAGAUGUUCUUCUCCUUUUCUUUCUUCAGGCCCAUCAUGCUGGUUUUCAUUGCGUUUCCAUUCAUCAUGGCUCCUCUGGCGGGACUCAUCCCCAACAAAAGACGAGACCAGAUGAAUCAGUUCUUCAUCAACAGCAUUCAGAGGAUCAUCAAACAGAGAGAGGAGCAGCCUCCUGAACAGAGACGUCGAGACUUCCUUCAGCUGAUGCUGGAUGCACGAAGCAGCAGUGAUGCAGCAAACCAUGCUGAUGAGCCCGAACACAGGAACCAGCAGACGCAGCCGUCAGCCUCGAAUCAGGAUGACGGUCUUCACUCACAGGAGACACCCACCAGGCGUCCACAGAAAAAGAUAAUGACGGAAGAUGAGAUUGUGGGUCAGGCUUUUGUCUUCCUCUUAGCGGGCUACGAAACCAGCAGCAACACGCUAGCUUUCACCUGCUACCUGCUGGCCAUUAACCCUGAAUGUCAGCGCAAAGUACAGGAGGAGGUGGACGAUUUCUUCACCAGACAUGAGUCACCAAAUUACACAAAUGUCCAGGAGCUGAAGUAUCUGGACAUGGUCGUCAGUGAAGCAUUGCGCCUUUACCCUCCUGGAUUCAGGUUUGCACGAGACAUCGACAAUGACUGUGUGGUGAACGGCCAGUUCCUCCCUAAAGGAGCGACGCUGGAGAUCCCAGCAGGCUUCCUCCACCAUGACCCAGAGUACUGGCCAGAGCCUGAGAAGUUCAUCCCAGAGAGAUUCACACCAGAAGCCAAGGCCAGUAGACAUCCAUUUGUAUACCUGCCGUUUGGGGCUGGCCCCCGCAACUGUGUGGGAAUGAGGCUUGCCCAACUAGAAAUCAGAAUGGCUCUAGUUCGUCUGUUCCAGAGAUUCAGCAUUGUGGCCUGCUCUGAGACGAAGGUUCCUCUUGAGUUGAAGUCAUCAAGCACUCUAGGACCUAAAAAUGGCAUAUUUGUGAAAAUCACAAGAAGAGACAGUGAAGAAAGUCAAGUGAAUUCUCCACCAGACGAUUAGACAAUGAGUGUUUGUCUUCUAGAUGUCAGAGGGAAGAAUGAAGAGCUACAAACCAUCCUGCAGGUCUAUAUUGUUAUAGUGGCACUUGGUGUCAUUGUCUCUGGCUCACUAUCUAUUAUUUUACAGUAAGUUACAAUACACAGUAUACCUCCAUCUAUUGCCUUUUUUUUGAUUGAGAGUGAGCUGGAAAGUGAACUGAAGAUGAGCAACAGCGCUGCUAUGCUGUCAUGAUGACAUUUGCACAGAACUGUGGUUGGUCUAAGUGCUCUUCACUCAGGCAGUUUAGGUCCACUUGAGCCUUCGACUGACUUCUCCGAUUGUUAGCGUGAUAAAACAACAAGGGAGAGCGAGGGAGAACACAGAGAGCAAGGAACAAAGGAAUAGGAUUGCACUUUGCUUAAAAAGAGCAAAUCACAGACUCUUACCACACGAUUUAGCAGUAUUGAUCAUUUUUAGCUGCUGCCUUUCAUAAAGUCUUUUUCAGGAAAGGAAUUUUCUCAUUUACCAUGAAUCGGUACAAUAUUUUUUUUAUUUCACAAUGAGCAGGUAACUAUUUUUCUGUUUUGCACUGUAGCAUUAGGUUUUAUAAUUGAUUUGUGCAUUUAAAGGUUUGACCUUAUCAUCUUCUCAAGUUUCUGUGGUUAUUAUAAUGCAGUAAUGAUGAAAAGGAAAAGAAAGUGAAAUUGAAACUUGUGCAGUGUGUUAUGUAAAAUCUAAUAAUAAUGACGAAGCGAGCCUGUAGAACUAGUUGAGCCAGAUCAGUCGAUGCUGAACCUGAAAGUUUGCACAUUCCCUCAACAAAAGAACAGUCUGUUGUGUAACUAAGCUGCUCACUCUUUGCUCCUGCUUCCAAUAGACUGACAGAAAACCAGCAUCCCUGUAUCCACACAUGGGCUUUGUAUACUUCUGUGAUUCCCUACAGGGUUACUACUGAUAUCUCCCUGCAGUUUGGUUUGUUCAAGAAAUGAUACAUGCAAGGAGAAGUUCAAACUGCUGUUUCCUGAUACGUGAUCCAGUGUUUAUUAAAUGUCUCAGAAUAGGAAACUGGACCUAACUGGAUAUUACAGUGGAUAUUAGGUCCAACUUUAAGGUGUUGAGCCACAAGCAUUUGAUCACUUUAUCUCUUAAUAAUGUCAUCCAUGAUUCUUUAAUGAGACCAUUUAUACCUUUUAUUGAAAUUGGACGAAGGGCAUUACAUAAUUAUUCAUCAUGUAUGUGACUUCCAUCCUAGUUUGAAUUUUAGCUAAUGACUGAGUGAUCCAAGAUCAAUUUCAUAAGAUGAAUUUUAAUCUUGAAUGUAUACAAUAAUAUGUAUAUUACAGCAACUGUGAUCAAAGGUGAUUAAAGGCCUGUUAAAAAGGUCUUCAUUUAAAAUGGGUCAAAUACCUCUUGUUUGUGAAUAAAUAUUAUAAUGUGAUGAGAUUUCUGUUGGAUACACAAUGAAAAUAAUGACAUUAAAUGAAUACAUAAACUA